AUGGCCCCGAAACGUAGGCCAGAGAUGUCGCAGGUGUCGAGCAAUGGCCACAACGAGUUUGUCUUUGGCGAGAAAGGUGGCCGGGGAAAGAACUUGCUGUCUUUCCUUAAAAACUUGUCGCUUACUGGUCCACUGCUGAACUCACACAAGAACGAUAAUUCGGAGGAAAUCAACCGCAAUAUCAAUUCCAGCAUCUAUGGCGAGAUGACCUACGGAUAUACAUCUCCGGACACGGGCGGUCUGAUUCUCCCUAAGGCGGCUGCUUCGCUGAAGGGCAAACGACUGAGUCUGCUGUCUUUUUUCCCAUACGGACUAAGCAAAAUUGACACUACUGACGGUUCAGGUACACAAUCCAACAAUGGCGGCAGCUCGCGCCUGGCGUCGCCUUUAUUUCGACACGCGACCAACUCAAUGAGUGCACUUGAGGCCUCUUUGCGGCCCUCGUCACGCAAGUCCGGAUUCACAGACUUGGAUGACGACUGGGACGCGCAGAUAGAUGAUGUAGACCCAGAGGUUGCGCCUGUAGUUCUGAAGCCGGUUGCUCGUAGUUCCACUAACGAUAUGAUCGAUCUGUUGCAUCCUGAUCUCAUGGCUUUCGCUCCUUCCCUGCGCAUAUCUGUCGAGCGGAAACCGUCUCAGCGGCAUCCGUCGCGAGACCGUGCUCUGAUGGACUCGCACGAUCGUCAAGCGGAGCAGGAGGUGCGUUUCCUCAACCAAAUGCUGACCAAACUCACCAAGUUUCAAAACAUAUUGCUCAAAAACGAUGGCACCAUAGAUCUCCAUGAGCUUCGAAAGCUUUCAUGGAAUGGUGUUCCUGCCGAGCUCCGCGCCUCGGUUUGGCAAUUGCUCGUCGGUUAUCUUCCAGCUAAUAAAUCUCGCCAGGCAUCCAACUUGAUGCGCAAACGAAGCGAGUACGCGGAGGGCUUGAAAAACGUCAGCACUCAGAUUCUGUUCAAAGAUGACAAUGUCAUUAGUAGUACUGCAAACUCAUCGGCGGCAUCUGUUCCUGGUGGCCGAGACUCGAACAACAGAGAUAACUCUGUUAAUAAGGAUAAGGCGCUAUAUCACCAAAUCAAGAUUGACGUGAAAAGAACCAACCCUUCAAUGCCUUUGUACUCACUUGCAGCUACACAACAAUCACUCAAAAAGAUUUUAUACUUGUGGGCUGUGAGACAUCCAGCCUCAGGGUAUGUUCAAGGCAUCAAUGACCUUUGCACACCUUUCUAUCAAAUUUUUCUAGGUAAUUACAUCUGGCAGCUUCAAAGAAAAGCAGCACAUAAAACGGGAGCUCCAGAUGACUCGCCGUUGUUUAUUCCUGGAAUUUUGGAUGACAAUGACACCCAGGAACAGUUGAUUCUUGAAGAUCCGAAGCUUAUGACCUAUACAGCUGAGAAUUUCGAUCCAUCUCGAAUCUCCGACCGUGUAACAGCAAUCAUUGAGGCCGACACAUACUGGUGUCUUGCCCGAUUGCUAGAAAAUAUAACUGACAAUUACAUCAAUGAGCAGCCUGGAAUUCAUCGCCAGGUCAGUGAUCUCCGGAAUUUGAUACUGAAGAUUGAUCCAGAGUUGCUCCAACAUUUUGAAGCUGAAGGGAUUGAGUUCAUUCAAUUCCUGUUUCGCUGGAUGAACUGUCUUCUCAUGAGAGAAGUCUCUGUGGGUUUAAUCAUUCGCAUGUGGGAUACCUAUCUCAGUGAAACGCCAUUGGGUUUCAAUCUUUUCCAUGUCUAUGUGUGUGCAGCAUUUCUCAUCAAGUUCAGUGCUGAGCUCAAGGAAAAGGAUUUCCAAGAUAUUUUGCUUUUCCUUCAAAACCCUCCUACUGCCAAUUGGACUGAGAAGGAUAUCGAGGUGAUGCUCAGUGAAGCAUUUAUCUGGCAGAGUCUUUACGUCAACAAAGGUGCGCAUCUUCGAUAA
This is a messenger RNA of Australozyma saopauloensis, 1911 nucleotides long. It is a transcript of the gene GYP1, whose product is annotated as Gyp1p. Lineage: Eukaryota; Fungi; Ascomycota; Pichiomycetes; Serinales; Metschnikowiaceae. The coding region runs from base 1 to 1911 and encodes 636 amino acids. Gene Ontology annotation, cellular component: Golgi apparatus. The transcript has a single exon. Gene Ontology annotation, biological process: activation of GTPase activity. Gene Ontology annotation, molecular function: GTPase activator activity. The record is from RefSeq and is a predicted model, not a curated record.